Acanthopagrus latus (yellowfin seabream) is the source of this 5975-nucleotide messenger RNA. It is a transcript of the gene map3k2, whose product is annotated as mitogen-activated protein kinase kinase kinase 2. The record is from RefSeq and is a predicted model, not a curated record. Lineage: Eukaryota; Metazoa; Chordata; Actinopteri; Spariformes; Sparidae. The transcript has 17 exons. Gene Ontology annotation, biological process: protein phosphorylation. Gene Ontology annotation, molecular function: ATP binding; protein kinase activity; protein binding. The coding region runs from base 403 to 2346 and encodes 647 amino acids.
AAAAUGGCUUCACUUCCGGGAUUUGUUCGCUAAUGCCCCGCGAACUUGACGCACCUGGGGGCCAACAGCGAGCGAAGCCACCGUCAACCAGGCUGGAAAGUGCAACAAAAUGAAGGCUGUCGGCUAACUUUGUCGUUUUUAUUACCGCUCACACACGGAGGUACUUUUCGGACACACCGCCAUCUUGUCAUUUUUCUGCCUGGAAGGCUGCGGCGGGCUACACUGACAGCCGUUGGGCCUCGUCGUCGUGGCCCAGCAGGACUCGAGUGAAGUUGGGAGCGGACUGCCAAACUUCUGCUUCCUCUAGCGGCUCUCCGCAGGGCCCGGGGCUCCUGUCACCGGCCCUGUGGAUGAGGAAGUGAAUACACAUCCAACCAACCACCAGGAGAAGGAAUCCCUUUGAUGGGAGAAUCCUCUUUCCUGGCCUCCUGGGUCAAUCGCCGUGCCAUGAUGAUGGAUGAGCAGGAGGCGCUGAACUCGAUCAUGCAGGACUUGGCCGAACUGCACCGCUCCAGCCGUCCUGCCAUGUUCCUGUCGGACCUGGGCAAACCCAAAGCCUCCUCGCCCAAGAACCAGAACGAUGUCAGAGUGAAGUUCGAGUUCAAAGGGGAGAAGAGGAUCCUGCAGUUUCCUCGUCCUGUCAAGCUGGACGACCUGAAGGCAAAAGCUAAAGUGGCUUUCGGUCAGACGAUGGACCUUCACUACACCAACAACGAGUUGGUGAUUCCUCUGACCACUCAGGACGACCUGGACAAGGCCGUGGAGCUGCUGGAUCGCAGCGUUCACAUGAAGAGCCUGAAGAUCCUCCUGGUGCUCCAGAUGUCUUCUCAGAACUCUUCCUCCAACAUGGACCUCUUGCCGUCCCAUGAAGAGCUGGACAACACAGGAUUCAGGGUUGCUGACAAGAAGAGUAUGCUGGCUUUGAUAGGCUCCCAUUCGACGGACCGCAGCUCCCCUCCUCCGGGUUAUAUCCCCGACGCGCUCCAGCAGGUGGCGAGGAACGGAUCCUUCACCAGCAUCAAUAGCGAGGGGGAGUUCAUACCUGAGAGCAUGGACCAGAUGUUGGACCCGCUGUCCAUGAGCAGCCCGGAGAACUCAGCGUCUGGAAGUUGUCCGUCUUUAGACAGCCCGCUGGACAGCGACUACCCGAAGUCCAGGAUGCCUCGAGCACAGAGCUACCCCGACAACCACCAGGACUUUCCAGAAUACGACAUCCCAGUCUUUGAGAAGUCGGGUAAAGGUGGAACGUACCCUCGUCGAUACGGCAUUCCCUUCGGCCUUCAGGACUACAGUGAUGGGAGGAAAACAUUCCCUCGGGCUCGGCGAACGCAGGUUCACGGCUUCCGCUCGCCGGUCAGCUUCAGCCCGACCGAGCAGUCGCCCAGCACCAGCAGCGGCAGCAGCGUCUUCACCCCGGACCUGGAGGAGGCCCCGGGGCCCGCCAGGAGGCCGCGGAGGGGCAGCGACAUCGAACCCAACCCCAACCCGACCGCUGCUCCGACCCUGUCUGUGAUGGACAUCAGCCCGCCCAGCCGCUCUCCACGCGCUCCAACCAACUGGCGGCUCGGGAAGCUCCUGGGGCAGGGCGCCUUCGGACGGGUUUUUCUCUGCUAUGAUGCAGAUACUGGACGGGAACUGGCCGUCAAACAGGUCCAGUUUGACCCGGAGAGUCCGGAAACCAGCAAGGAGGUGAGUGCACUGGAGUGUGAGAUCCAGCUGCUGAAGAACUUGUGCCACGAGCGGAUCGUCCAGUACUACGGCUGCCUGCGAGACACCAUGGAGCGAACGCUCUCCAUCUUCAUGGAGUACAUGCCCGGCGGCUCCAUUAAGGACCAGCUGAAGUCGUACGGAGCGCUGACGGAAAACGUGACGCGCCGCUACACCCGGCAGAUCCUGGAGGGGGUCUCGUACCUGCACAGCAACAUGAUCGUCCACAGAGACAUCAAAGGAGCCAACAUCCUUCGUGACUCGGUGGGCAACGUGAAGCUGGGGGACUUCGGGGCGAGCCGGCGGCUGCAGACCAUCUGUCUGUCCGGAACAGGCAUCAUGUCUGUGACCGGCACCCCCUACUGGAUGAGCCCGGAGGUGAUCAGUGGAGAGGGCUACGGCAGGAAGGCCGACAUCUGGAGCGUCGGCUGCACCGUCGUGGAGAUGCUGACCCAGCGACCACCAUGGGCGGAGUUUGAGGCCAUGGCGGCCAUCUUUAAGAUCGCCACGCAGCCCACCAACCCCUCGCUGCCCGCCCACGUGUCGGACCACUGCCGGGAGUUCCUCAAAUGGAUCUUUGUAGAGACCAAGCAGCGGCCGUCUGCUGAUGAGCUACUGAGGCACAUCUUUGUACAUUAGCCCCGCCCCUGAACAUUUAACCCCGCCCCCCACCCCAGGAGAGAGUGGCUGGAAGUAGGUGGGGUGUGUCGGCGGCGGCGGCGGUGUCUCUGUUUGUAUGAGACCGCCAUAAAUGGACAAUUUUAUUUUAAUUUUCUCCGCAAGUUGCACCUUAAUUUCCCAGACGAGGAGCGGUCGAGCACUUCCUCCUGAAGCGAUGAAAAACUUUAAAACAACGUCUCCUGUUUGUUUUUUUUAUGUUUGUACGGUUUCUCCCUUCAAACGGUUUGGAGUGGGACAGUGUCGGUGUUGUGGACCUACAGGAGGUGACGUCCUCUCGCUGACCCGACCCCAGAAUGUAGUCUCCUGCCAAAACCCAGAGCGACGGUGAUGACCUGGGCCCGCUGCUACAGACGAAACUAAACCCCGAUGCAGAGAACACUCCCCGAGAAUCCACCCUCCUCUUCCUCCCCCAUCUUCGUUCUUCGCUGUGUGCCUUUUCUGUUUUUUAAACGCAGUUUGAACCGCAAGCUUUCUCGAUGUUGUUUUGCCUCCCGGAUAAACUGCCUUCACACCGUUAAACCCAAAUCCAGCUGAUCUCAGUUCAGCCGUUCUGUCCAUUUUUGCCUUUUUCUGUAACAGCUGAUCUCAGCUCAGCUCUACCCGCCAAAUAUCCCUCAAGACUUUCUGUUCGAAAAACUCACCGUGCUCGCUCUCAGACAGGGAUUGGUACGCCUGCUUCUCUUCCUCUUCUGCUCCUCACAGUGCUCACCGGUCAGAUUGGUCAGCCAGGAAGUCUGUUUCCUGUUUGGUCCGUUAAAGGUGCUGCAGUCGACUCAUUUCUCUGAAAUUGUCGUUUCAGUCACUGGAUGUAUCAAGUGCGUAAUGAACUUAAAUCCAGUCGUCACACUGACUUUUGUCGCUCUUCCUCAACAGUAAUCUGCAGAAACCUUCCUAGAACUUCACGUUAACAGAAUAUAGAACUAAAUCUACUUGAUCCAAACCAAUAAUUGGAUGAAUCUGCUCUGAGGACAGUAAAUUUAACCUCUUUGUGGGUUUUUUUGGAUAUUUUAAUGGAGCGAAACAUGAAGCGUAAAUAUGUAAACUACUACAUUUAUCACCAAACUAAUGAAUUUAGAGUCGCAGCCCUGAAACGAACUGAAUUGCUGCAAACAAAACAAGAAUGGGACCUUAAUUCUGUCUUCUUUGGUACUUCUCGAGUGUCGAUGGUACAAACAGAAACCGGAUCGGUACAGAACCUCUCUGCCGUGACCUCGUGAUGACUUGAAGCAGGACAGGUGCGCAUGAAGAGCGUCGACCUGCUCACAGCUGAUUGGCCGGAGUUCUGGCUGUAUGACGCUGUCGUCGGUUAUAUUUCAAACUAAAAGAAGAAGAACCAGAACAUUUCCAGCCGUCUCGCUCGCUGCUCGCUGAGGUACGUUAACAGUCUGAGCGCUCGUGUCGUCUCUGCUCGGCUCUCCUACAGAUCAGACGUUUACAGAAUCUCACAGCUUCGUUCUUUUGCCAAAUCGAAACGCGUCAUCGUUAACUCGUCACUUUAGCCAAACCACAAACGCUCCGUUCUGCAUGUGUCGUCCUGCGUUUCGUCCUGGGCCGAGCUCCCGUAGCGUCGUACGUACGUAGAGGUCGUUUACAGCACUGGAUCCAUAACUAUGCACCAACGAACCGGACAGCAGGAUCACGUCUCUACAACCAGAGGCUGCUCGUCGACUCCUUCAUCCAGCUUCAGUAUCAACGUGCACUUUGUUUAGUUUCUCCUGAACCUUUUAAACUCGACACACUCUGCAGCUGAAGUUAUUAUCACCUCACCUGAUUGAUGGAGACGUUAUAACGAGCUUUAUGAAGUAACAGAAAGGUAGAAAGGUACGAUAAAGUUUUUGGAGGUCGAGGUUUUGGGACGUAGCUGGUACUUAGUGAUAAAGUUAUCACAUGCACACAAAUAAGAACAAAUUCUAAUAAUAAGAAUAAUUUGAGUUUCUUUCUAUCAUUCUUAAUAAUAAUAAUGCAAAACAUCUGAGAAGUUUUCUGGAGAGUUCGCUGUUUGAUUUGGUAUAUAAAUGUCACGUUUCCAACAAGAAGAAUGAAUUGAUUUGUACUCAGAUUACAAUGGAGCACUUAUUUUCAAAAUCAGUAGCAAAUUAAACAGAAACCUUCCAGGAAAAGAUUGAAAAUUCAUUGUGUGCUUGCAGUUGUUGUAGUUCCUGCAGCGGCCACUAGAUGUUACUAAAGAGACGGACUUAGCCUCCUUAAUAAUAUAUUACGCAAGAGGAUCAGGGUGACUGAAACAUUUUGAUUAAAUUUGUUUGAUUUUUGAGCAGAUUUUCUGCUUAUUUUUCUUAAUUGCAGAACUCUGUGAAUUUAGUUUCGCAGCGUCCCUUAUCCUCUUCCGUUCUUCCCCUCUUGACUCCUGGAAGUCACUCUGACAGCCUCUCCAGAGCUUCGUCACCGUGGAUGAUUUUCUCUGAUGGUACUUAGUUUAAAACUCUGGUUGUAGAAACGUCCUCUCUCCGUCUUUUUAACUUCUUCGCUCGAUUUAUGCAUUUUCUCUCCCAACGGUACUUGUCCAAACACACAAAAGACAAACUCUGCUCCGUGUCAUGAUAGAUGAGUAUUGAGUUCGAGGCGGCCGGCGGUACCGGUCCGGUACAGAUGGAGACGGAGCAGUCGGCGCCGCCUGCACUGGUAAACCUGAUGCGCACUCCCAUGAUGCACUAUGGAUGAUUCACUGAUGCUCCUCCUCGACCUCUCGUCAGCUGUCGCUCCUGCAGCUCGGCUCAGCGACCUUUUCUUUGCACAUUUUAAAGACUAUUUUUUAUUUUUACACGAGUGUGAUUGUGAGCGAACGUGUGUGUGUAUGAGUGUGUGUGUGUGUGUGUGUGUGUGUGUGUGUGUGUGUAUGUGUAUGAGUGUGUGUCGACUCAAUACAUGAAUGUAAUGUCUUUAGUUUUUUUACCGUCAGAUGGCCUCGUUCACCGCCGUGGAUUAACUCUUCGGUACCAGUAUUUGUCACCUGCAAACGCCAAGACACACCUGUAGUUCUCUCUUUAAAGCCACUGCUGCCACUCCUGGAUGUGUGUGUGUGCGUGUGUGUAUUUUUAUGUGUGUGUGUGUGUGUGUGAGUUUGUAAACGUGCAUUUACUGCAAUUUGUGCUCUUUGGACACUGCGCCCGAAAUGCCUUGAGCAUUCUGACUGUAGGGGUGACAACAGUAAAAUAAAGAUGAUAGAAGAUGAAAUUAAAAACAUCCUGUACAAAUGUAUAAAAUGAAAAUGUACCCUUUUUUAAAAAAAGAAAAAAAAAAAAAGAAGUCCACUUAUAUCCCACUUGUUUGGUCUCUGUGUAUGUAAAAGAAGCCAUGUUUAUAAUUCUAAUUGGUUUGUGACCAAUACGCCUGUUUAUAUCAGAUCUGUAUAUCAGUGGUACGCAUAAUUUUUUAAUAUAUAUUUUUUAUUUUACUUUUUUUUAAAUGGGAGAUUUUAUGCAUGGUUGGGUCCUGAGAGACGCAGCGGUGCCGUCGAAUGGUUGCUGUUUUUUGGCAAAAAAAAUUCUGGAGUAUUGCGACAGCUCUGUGUUCAUAAUUACUACAAUUAUGACUAUGACGAUUAAAAACAAUAAAAGAUAUUUAUUUCA